Messenger RNA from Kluyveromyces lactis, 3486 nucleotides. RefSeq names its product protein kinase C (gene PKC1). The transcript has a single exon. The coding region runs from base 1 to 3486 and encodes 1161 amino acids. NCBI's taxonomy places the organism in Eukaryota, Fungi, Ascomycota, Saccharomycetes, Saccharomycetales, Saccharomycetaceae. The record is from RefSeq and is a predicted model, not a curated record. Gene Ontology annotation, biological process: signal transduction; protein phosphorylation; fungal-type cell wall biogenesis. Gene Ontology annotation, molecular function: diacylglycerol-dependent serine/threonine kinase activity; ATP binding.
AUGGAUGAAGAUCGUAAACACACUGCAUUCCCUGUUGAACAGGACAUCUACAAAAAGAUCGAAAGGGAAAGAAACAUUAUACUGGGUUCGAAUCAAUUGAAGAAAAAGACUGAUAAUGUCAUGGUCAUACAGAAAUGCAACACCAAUAUUAGAGAGGCUCAACAAAAUAUAGAGUACUUGGAACAAAUUCUAGCUAAGUUGAGAGUCAGUCAACAGCCAGACAAUACUCCUACCAGCCAGAAUGCUAGCAAUCAUCCCGGUUUUGGUCAGCUAUCUACAAUAUCACCAGAUGAGUUUAGAUACUCUAGACUAGAUCUGGUAAAGUACGAUUGUCCAUCUUUGUCGCAAAGAAUUCAAUACAUGCUCCAGCAGUUGGAGUUCAAAUUGCAAGUUGAAAAGCAAUAUCAAGAGGCUAAUGAUAAGUUAACUAAACUCUACCAAAUUGAUGGAGACCAGCGGAGUAGCAGUGCUGCACAAGGUGGAUCUGUUGAAUCUAAACACAGGAUUCAGCUCUUAACAAAAUCAUUGAAAAAAUAUCAGGCCAUCAACGUUGAUAUCGAUCCUUUCAAUGAUCACACAGAAGAAGCAACUCAACCAAAGUUUAGGAGAAAACAACUAUCAGGUACUCUGACUAUCGGUGUUACUGCAAUUAGAGAUGUUGAUCAUAUCCAAUCCCCUCUAUUCUCGAGAAAGCCAGAGACAUUUAUUACUAUCAAAGUCGAUGAUGUGGUAAAAGCGAAGACAAAACCAUCGAGAAAUGAUAGGUGGCACGAAGAUUUUAACAUAGUCAUAGACAAAGGUAACGAGGUAGAAGUUACAAUAUAUGAUAAGGUUAAUGACAGAAUUGUACCAGUAGCUGUCAUGUGGUUAUUACUUGCCGACAUCGCUGAAGAAAUUCGGAAAAAAAAAGUCGGUCAACAGCAAAAGCAAGGAAAAAGCCACGCUGAAUGGAUGCAGGCCUCUAGACUUCCACCUUCUCAACCUGCGAAUAAUACAGCUGUAAUUACAAAGGAUUUACCGCAAUUACCCGAUGCUGGAAUCCCCACGGAGGAUAGAGAAGCAAACGACACCCACACGCAGAGUUUAACCACAAAUACAUGGUUCAUCUUGGAACCUGCCGGGCAAAUAUUAUUGACACUUGGUUUCAAUAAGUCAAACACUACACAAAGAAAGACCUUCAUGGGUGGAUUACAUCGUCAUGGUGCUAUUGUCAACCGUAAAGAGGAUAUCUUUGAGCAACAUGGGCACCAUUUUGUCCAAAAAUCGUUCUACAAUGUCAUGUGCUGUGCAUAUUGCGGUGAAUUUUUACGGUAUAGUGGCUAUCAAUGCCAGGAUUGCAAGUUCUUAUGCCAUAAGAAGUGCUACGCGCAUGUGGUUACAAAAUGUAUUGCUAAAACAAGUACCGACUCAGAUCCUGACGAGACGAAACUUAACCACCGUAUCCCUCAUAGGUUUGAACCUGUUUCAAAUCGGGGUACGAAGUGGUGUUGCCAUUGUGGGUAUAUUUUACCAUGGGGUAGAAAGAACGUCAGAAAAUGUACUGAAUGUGGGGUUAUGUGCCAUGCUCAAUGUGCUCAUUUAGUUCCAGAUUUCUGUGGUAUGUCGAUGGAAAUGGCCAACAAAGUUUUGCUAACUAUUCAGGAUACUAAGCGUACUCAGCAGCAGAGAGGAUUCAGUGGCAUCAAAGUGAAUAAUAAACCCAAACCAAUUUCUAAAGGCUUUGAUGGGCUAAAUAACAGGUUUGAGACCUCUUUUGAUCAUGAUGAUAUGCAUACAUCCGUUAUCAAGCCAACUACGCCUUCAGAAGCAAGAAAAGACCUAGUGACGGAUCGUUUGAAUAACUUUAUAACGCAACAUGAUAGCCAUUAUGACUCAUUCACCAGCAAUGUGGAAACCAGCUCGCCAGAUCACGGGAAUUACCAACAUAGCUUGGACCCCGGUUUGUCUCCUGAUUCAAUGAAAAAGAUUCAAUUCGAUGCUGCUCAUAUAAGUAAUCUUCCGCAGGCUCAUGCGCAAGAGCAUUUUGCGCAAGAAUAUGAAGGAAAUUAUGAAAAUAAGCACCCUAAUAAGCAAGACAGCGGAUACGUACAAGAUUAUGGAUAUGAAGAGGAAUUAGACGAUUCAGAGCAAUCUCACUAUGAGCUUAGAGAGAGAUUGAGAAAGGAAGAAGAAGAGAGAUGGUACAAUGAACAAAACAUGUUACAACAAGAGCAGCAACAACAAACAUACAGUACUGGGGACGUUGAGCUUGCCACCAAAAAGGGUGAUUACGACAUAAUUGAAGAAACCGCCGAUGUCACAGAUGAUCAAUAUUCACCGCCAGCCCAAUAUGAGGACCUCGAAUACAGUCUCUCUACGACAGAAACUCCUGAGUUGCAUGCCGCUGAUAUUGCCAACAUAACAGGAAAAAGUUCACCAUCUUCACCACAAAAAUCAUACACCAGCAGUACAAAGCAUAAGAAAAAAUCCUCCAAAAGGAGAAAGGUGUCUCUAGAUGACUUCAUUUUACUAAAAGUAUUAGGAAAAGGUAACUUUGGUAAGGUCUUGCUAGCAAGAUCCAAAAAUACUAGUAACCUUUGUGCGAUUAAAGUUUUGAAAAAGGAUAAUAUCAUCAAGAACCAUGAUAUUGAAAGUGCUAGGGCAGAAAAGAAAGUGUUUUUGCUUGCUACGGAAACUAAGCAUCCGUUCCUGACAAACCUAUACUGCUCCUUCCAAACAGAAAAUCGUAUUUAUUUUGCAAUGGAAUUCAUUGGAGGUGGCGACUUGAUGUGGCAUGUCCAAAAUCGAAGACUAUCUGUCAGAAGAGCGAAGUUCUAUGCUGCAGAAGUUUUACUUUCCUUAAAGUACUUCCAUGACAAUGGUGUUAUAUAUCGUGAUUUGAAACUAGAAAACAUUCUCUUAACUCCCGAAGGUCAUAUAAAGAUUGCUGAUUACGGUUUGUGCAAGGAUAAUAUGUGGUAUGGGAAUAAAACCUCAACAUUUUGUGGUACACCCGAGUUUAUGGCGCCAGAAAUCUUGAAGGGCCAAGCGUAUACAAAAGCAGUUGAUUGGUGGACUUUUGGUGUAUUGUUAUACCAGAUGCUGUUAUGUCAAUCGCCGUUCUCUGGAGAAGACGAAGAUGAGGUCUUUAAUGCCAUUCUUACCGAUGAACCCUUGUAUCCAAUUGAUAUGGCCGGUGAUAUUGUUCAAAUUUUCCAAGGCCUAUUAACGAAGGAUCCCGAAAAGCGUUUAGGUGCUGGUCCUAAAGACGCUCUUGAAAUCAUGGCGGAGCCGUUCUUUAGCAAUAUCAACUUUGACGAUAUUCUAAAUCUUCGUGUUGAACCACCUUUCGUUCCCGAAAUCAAGGCCGCAGAUGACACAUCGUACUUCGAAAAAGAGUUUACUUCGGCUCCUCCAACCCUAACACCACUACCAUCCGUAUUAAGUUCUGUUUUACAAGAGGAAUUCCGUGGCUUUUCCUUCAUGCCCGAAGACUUGCAGUUAUAA